AUCCACCACAUCACCACCAUCACUCUGAUCUCUGUCUCCUACUGUGCCAAUAUAAUCCGGUUUGGGAUGAUAGUCAUGCUGGUCCAUGAUGCCUCUGAUUAUAUUUUAGAGCUUGCCAAGAUGCUUCAUUACCUGAAAUGGCAGCGGGUCUGUGAAGUUGUUUUCAUUGCUUUUGCGGUGGUUUUCAUCAUCUCCCGGCUUGUUGUUUUCCCGUUAAUUGUAUACUAUUACUUUGUGACCAAACUUCCAUUGUUCCCUGUAAGCUGCCUGCUAAAUGCUUUCCUGGUGGUCCUGCAGUUGUUACACAUUUUCUGGUCCUAUCUGAUCAUCCAGAUGAUCUUCAGUGUCAUCCUCCGUGGUGAGAAAAGACAGGAUGCCAGAAGUGACACUGAAGAGAGUGACAGGAGCGAAGCAGAGGAUCCAGCAAAGAACCAAGAAUAACACAGGGCUUGCUGCAAACCACCAGGAGCCAGGCAGACUCUGGAGUGCAGGAAGGCUGAACAGAAGCUGGGGGAGAGGCCAGACA
Empidonax traillii (willow flycatcher) is the source of this 526-nucleotide messenger RNA. RefSeq names its product ceramide synthase 4-like. The coding region runs from base 67 to 441 and encodes 124 amino acids. Gene Ontology annotation, molecular function: sphingosine N-acyltransferase activity. Gene Ontology annotation, biological process: ceramide biosynthetic process. NCBI's taxonomy places the organism in Eukaryota, Metazoa, Chordata, Aves, Passeriformes, Tyrannidae. The transcript has 4 exons. The record is from RefSeq and is a predicted model, not a curated record. Gene Ontology annotation, cellular component: membrane.